Colossoma macropomum (tambaqui) is the source of this 1805-nucleotide messenger RNA. RefSeq names its product nociceptin receptor. Bases 198 to 1331 code for a protein of 377 amino acids. The transcript is spliced from 3 exons. Gene Ontology annotation, cellular component: membrane; neuron projection. Gene Ontology annotation, biological process: sensory perception of pain; neuropeptide signaling pathway. Gene Ontology annotation, molecular function: nociceptin receptor activity; neuropeptide binding. The record is from RefSeq and is a predicted model, not a curated record. NCBI's taxonomy places the organism in Eukaryota, Metazoa, Chordata, Actinopteri, Characiformes, Serrasalmidae.
CAUCCCGCUGACUGAGCGAGCGCAGCUGAGGGGGAGGAGGGCUGUGGGACUGAGGAGGAGCGCUGGGCGCACUCCGUGAGUUCCUGAACAUCACAGCGCCGGGAGCGCGUUGUGCUCGGUCGGGAGGCUGAAACAGCAGCGUUACAUUAGCGCUUGUGUCCGUGUUUCUGACCGUCCUGCUGCAGGCGCUCUUCAUCAUGGAGCUACCUGAGAACCUGGCGGGGGUUCCAGACACGAUAGCACUCCGGCUGCUCAACGAGUCGCUACUCCAGGGUAACAUCAGCGCUCUGGACGACACGGACGGACUUCUGCCCAUCAGCGUGAAGAUCACUGUAGCGGUGGUGUAUUUAAUCGUGUGCGUGGUGGGGCUGGUGGGAAACUGCCUGGUCAUGUAUGUCAUCAUCAGGUACACGAAGAUGAAGACGGCCACUAACAUCUACAUCUUUAACCUGGCACUGGCCGAUGCCUUAGUGCUGGCCACUCUACCUUUCCAAGGCACAGAUGUCCUGCUCGGCUUCUGGCCCUUUGGUCUGGCUCUGUGCAAGACGGUGGUGGCCAUAGACUAUUACAACAUGUUCACCAGCAUCUUCACUCUGACCAUCAUGAGUGUGGACCGUUAUAUUGCCGUGUGCCACCCGGUGCGUUCCCUGGCCGUACGAACGCCACACAGGGCCAAGCUGGUCAACGUGGCAGUAUGGGCGCUGGCGUCUGCCAUAGGAGUGCCUGUAAUGAUCAUGGGGCAAGUGGAAGUGGAGUCCAACGAUAUUGAGUGCAUGGUGGUCCUUCCUGACCCUCAAAGCUACUCCGAGCCUGUAUUCGGGACCUGUGUGUUCCUCUUCUCCUUUUUAAUCCCAGUGGCCAUCAUUAGUGUGUGCUACAGCUUGAUGGUGCGCCGGCUGCGUAGCGUGCGUCUGCUCUCCGGCUCCAGGGAGAAGGACAGGAACCUGAGGAGGAUCUCGCAGAUGGUGCUGGCUGUGGUGGCUGCCUUCGUGCUUUGCUGGAUGCCUGUUCAGGUCUUGGCUCUGAUUCAGGCCUUGGGGAAGGUGGACCUAGGGGGCAGCGAGGUUGCCGUAGCAGCAAUGCACUUCUGCAUCGCUCUGGGUUACACCAAUAGCAGCCUUAACCCCGUCCUAUAUGCCUUCCUGGAUGAAAAUUUCAAACGCUGCUUCCGCGAGUUUUGCCUGCCAGGUAACUCAGUCGUAGAACUAGAGGCACCGCGGAGGAAAUCAGCGAAGAAGGAGGGUGGAUGUGGCGUAGACGAAGAGCAAGAGUUCAUACAAGGAAAUAGAGGAGCUGUGGAAGAUGCUGCCACACCCAGGUGUGAAGAGUAGAACUUUAAACCCCAUAAUGCCUUUGUAAAGUACUUUAAAGAGACAGUUUGGCUGAAAUUUUAUUGCAAACCAUUUUCCCUUUACUUUCAGUGUGCUUGAUCAGCCAAGACAAGUGUAGUGUCCAAAGUGUGCCUUAAUAUACGGCAAGUAAUCCCAACCAACUUGAUAAUAACACUGUUUGUGUGGUUUCUGACACUGUAUGACAUACUGUUAUCUAAAGUAUGGACUUCAUCUAAAAGUCAACCACAUAGCUAAAAAUAGCAGUAGCAGCUGUCACUAAUGGACUAGUUUGGCAAAAAAAUCUACGCAAUUUUCCACUUAAGAUGUAGUCAAUCUGUUAAAACAUGUUUGGAGUCCAGAUUUUGCUUCUUUUUUUUAAGCACGAGCGCGGCUAACGUUGCUAACAAACACUGUAGUCACUCAAUUAUAUAUCCCCAAAUCUUCUCUUAACCUGCUCAAACCACAUUCAGGUCU